Molecule: messenger RNA, 4387 nt
Organism: Hyalella azteca
Lineage: Eukaryota; Metazoa; Arthropoda; Malacostraca; Amphipoda; Hyalellidae
Product: zinc finger protein 62 homolog
Exons: 13
Coding region: 138-3425 (1095 amino acids)
Biological process (GO): negative regulation of transcription by RNA polymerase II; regulation of cytokine production; regulation of immune system process
Cellular component (GO): nucleus
Molecular function (GO): zinc ion binding
Source: RefSeq, a predicted model, not a curated record
CGAAGACGAAGCCGAAAGAUUGGGCCAAAAUGUUUUUACCGAGCUAAGGUAGAGCAUUACUUAUUUUGUUUUGUUAUUUCUACCUUUAUUCGUUAGACAAAAUAUUUUACGUAAAUGAAAAGAAGUAAUUUGAAAGAAUGGGAUCUUUUGGAAACGUUUGCCGUUUGUGCUGCGGCGAAGAAACAAAUCUCAUUCAAAUUUUCAGCUCUUAUGAUUUACGAAUGCAGCUUGCAGACAAGAUAAAAAAAUAUUUAGAUGUUGAGAUACUGAUUGAUGACCACCUACCCAAGAAUGUUUGUGGCCAAUGUCUUACACGCUUAAAAGAAGUGGAAGAAUUUAUUGAGCUUGCACAGAAGGCCCAGCGUACCCUGGAUGAGCUUCAUAUUCAAACACAAGUUGCCAAGCAAAUAGCAGAAGGAGACACUACAUUCUCUGACUAUGAUGAUCCAUCAAAUCCUGUGAUGCUUCUACUGCUGCAAGAAGAGCUGAAGAGGCUGAAGAGACCUGAUCCUCUAAUAUCCAUGAGAAGAUCUUCCUUAAAUUCAGUUGAUAGAAAUUCAGGCAGUCAAAGAAGGAAGGGCCAGAACGUACCAGUUGCUGCUGCCAGAAAGUCUAAACGUUCCUCCCUUCCAUGUGAUAACAAUGAUGGAUCUCAGCAAUAUCCUAAGUCAUUAAAAAGUGAGCCUCUGGACCAAGAGACAAGUAAUUUACAUUACAUAACUGAAGAGGCUGAGGAUAAAACUGGCAGUAAAGAAUCAUUGUUGACAUCUGCUGACUGGGAGACUUCUGAACACGAUAAUACCGACCCUCUUGACGACGACUCACAUAUUGGCAGCUCUAAGAAUAAUAUGAAUAAUAAUUCUUCUGAAGCCUUGGUAGUUCCUGAUAAAAAUGCCAACAAUACCAGCAACAAAAUAGAAUGUAAUAAUAACAGCAACUUGGUGGAGCUAGCAGAGACCUGUGAUGAAAAUACCAUUGCCAUGGAUGGUAUUGACGAGUUCAUUCGGGAACCUAUCGUCAAGAUUGAGACCGAGGGACAGGAAGUUGAGCUUGAAGUGUCUGGUGAUGAAGGAACGCAGUCAAGAGCUUCCAAAUCAGCCUCGUUUCCCAUGAUGUCUGUACAUUUUGGUCGGUGCAGCAUAUGCGAGGCUCCAUUCUAUGCCCUGUCAAGCCUGCUGCUCCAUCAGCACAUGCAACACUCGCAGGAACCAAAGCCCCAGAACCCUCUGAUGUGCCUCUACUGCAACCUUACCUUCAGAGACCUUCACAAGCUUGUUGAACACACCGCGCUCAAACAUGGCAGCCAUGUGCCAGAACCCAUGACAUGCACUUCAUCCAUCGUCAAAGGCUCAGGAAGUUUGAAGGCCAGGAGAAAAGUGAAAGGUCGGCAUUACUGCCAUGAGUGUUGCAAGACUUUCCCCAGUAAGCGGGGGCUUGCUCUCCACCAACGCGUACACUCGAAAACCCAAAAAGCUGCCUCACUCUUCAAGUCAAAAGUUAAGCGUGCGCGCAAGAAGGUGCGCGGAACUGUGAGGUGUGGCAUUUGUGGCGACACGGCCUCGAGUUUCCCGCAACUGCGGACGCAUGUGGUGGCGGUACACAAAGAUACGGACGAAGACUGCAGCGCUCCGUACAUGUGCACGCACUGUGACAAGUGCUACAGCGCCCCUGCGUCACUCGUGCAGCACAGGGCCAAGCACGGUGUUGAUGCCAUCAUGUGUUCGAUAUGCUGCAAGUCUUAUCACCCAAAGUACCUGCGCAAGCACAUGAUAGUUCACCAGGAGCACCGGCCCCAUGCCUGCGACCAAUGCGACAAAGCCUUCAAAGACGUUGAGGGCUUGCGGCACCACAAGCUCAAGCACAGGCCAGAUGAGCUCAAGUACAAGUUCUCCUGUCACGUUUGCGGCCAUCGGUUCAUGAACAAUGGAGCACUUCAAGUGCACAUCAAGGUUGUGCACGAGCAAGUGAAGGACUUCAGCUGCCAGUUUUGCGACAGAAAAUUUGGUAGCAAGUCCACUGCAGAGAUCCACGAGAGAACCCACACGGGCGAGAAGCCCUUCUGCUGCGAGGCUUGUGGCUGGAGAUGCAACAGCAAGGGCAAACUAAAAGUGCAUAUGCGCGUGCAUUCUGACCUGAAGCCCUACGAGUGCAAGACGUGCGGCAAACGAACCCGCAGCAGGAAUGAGAUGCGCCAGCACGAGCUCAUCCACACCGACACGCGGCCCUACCCUUGCUCCCACUGUGAGAAGAGGUUCAGGAGCACUUCACAGCUCAAGAUACACGUUCGCCAGCACACCGGGGAGCGUCCGUACCAAUGUCCUCACUGCACAAGGAAUUUCUGCGACUUUGCCAACUACAGCAAACACAUGCACCGAGUGCACAAGAAGGAGUUUGAGGUAUCGGGGAAUAAGAAACAAUAUAAGGGUGUGCCGGGCAAGGACCUAGCAUCUGCUGGCAAAAUGCAAGGUCCAGUGCACGUGAAUGCCGAAACAGUUCUCGGUGGGGUUGGGCUAAUGGACCUUCAAAAAUCUUGUGGCUCUAGUGCUGUGGUAUCAUCCUCCUCCUCUUCGACUUCAGCUUCUUCAGACUUGAUCUCAUUAGCUCUCAAUGCAAUGCCGGGCAAAUGUUCAACUCCUGUGACCACCACCACCAGUAGCAACAAUGGAAACAACAUUGCAAAUCUUGUUGGGAUUCUUGACAACGACAGUAACGACAGUCUUGCAUCGACUGGUAGCCAGGACUUGUUUAAGUAUCCUCAAGCCUUGCAAUUAAGACUUCAGCAACUCACACAACACGAGCAACAACAACAGCAUCAGCUCCUUCAGUUACAACUGCAGUCACAUCAGCAAGCUUCAUCUGGAGGCCACGUCAAUUCAGCGAGCUCGAAUAAUAUUCAAGGGUCAGGCAUGUCUCUCCAUCACCAAUCUCAGGCUUCUCAUCAGCAACAACAGCAAUCAUUAGCUCUCCAGAAGAUUCAUCACCACGCUCACCAACAGCAGCACCAGCAGCAGCUGCUACCCCUCAACUUGCCACCUCCUCCUCAGGCACAUCAGCGUCUGCCUCACUCUCUCCUCCAUCCUACUCAUUCGACGGGCCCGCUGUCUUCUCAUCAUCUGCAGAUCCCUUCGUCAAGCCUGCUUUCGACGCUCACCGACUCCGUCACAAACCCAUCCUCUUCAUCCACGGCUCACCAUCAUUCUCAUCACCCCGUCCAACUGCAACACUCUGCGUCAGCUUACAGCAAUACACAGCAGCAGAACAACAUGUCGCAGCUGCCGCUACACAUGCAGCAGCAGUUAUCUCACCACCAGGCUCAGCAACAGCAGCAGUUGCUGCAACAGCAACAGCAGUAUCAAAAUAUUGCCUUUACCGGCCCGCAUCUUAAUAACUCGUCAUCAUAUGACCCCUUCCGCCUGACACUCUGACCAGGAAUUCAGCCUCUGGUCCCGAGCAUAGCCAUCUAACUUAUUCAUUCAUUGGAUAUGAAUUUGUCAUCUCAUUUAUUCAUUUUUUUAAUCGUUCAUCACCUUUGUUGUAAUUGAACGUUUUCUCCAGGUAUCUCUGUUGGAACUCCGAUUAUAUAGCAGUCAUUACGUAUAAAUUGUCAAAAUAAAGACUUUAGUUGUUGCAUUUUCUUUUGCAGGCUUUGUGUAUGCAUCCAAAUUAGUAAUCCACGUUGAGAGUGAAUCAUAGCUACUCACACCAACUGAUGGAGUAUAAUAGAUAGGAAUUGGUUGUUGUUUUUCACUGCAGAUCUCAUAGAAUCAAGUCUUUUUGUGCAUGUUGAAGCAACGAAGCCGAUAUUACUGACCUCGCUUUUUUUAGUCAUUUUCUGUUCUCUGAUUGAAAAAGGAACACAUCAUGAAUUCUAUUCAUUUUACUCGUACCUCCUUGCUUAAAUUUAUUGAAAAUUUCCAUUCCUUUAUGAAGACCAUGUGUUUUAUUGAUGUUUUUAUGUGGACGAUAACCUGUUGACAUGCUGUUACACAGUGCAUGCAUCACUUUUCAUAGGGACGAUUCUCAUGACAUGGCACAGCGGGGGGUGGCCACAUUUAGUCACCAGCAGCUAUUUCAGUCUCACUGAUAUGUGAUUUGGGAGCGGGUUAACCUUCACUUAUGAGACUAACCUCUACGCUAAUCAUUGAUCGAUUUUCUUGCUGAACGAGUCGAUUGAGUUUCUUGGGAUACUGAGCCUAGCGGUAUAAAAAAAGUGUGAAACCAUCAAAUUGCUCCAAUCCAAUCUUAAAUUCGUGAAUUCAAGCCUUAUCGUGAAUAUUUUACAAAGUUGAACCCUGGAAAAGACGUUUAUAGCUCACUCACCUACCCCAGAUGUCGAGAAGCCCCGUCUAGUAUACUCACCUGAUCGUUUUAUGCAUUUUUUUUUAUU